Messenger RNA from Chironomus riparius, 1066 nucleotides. NCBI's taxonomy places the organism in Eukaryota, Metazoa, Arthropoda, Insecta, Diptera, Chironomidae. The record is from the annotation of a GenBank genome assembly.
AAAACACACACACACAUUCAAACAAUCGACAGCAAAGCCUAGAUCUUUAAAAAGCUUAAUUAGAGCCUUAUUCUGUUGAAUUAAAUUAAUUUAUUAUUCUGUAAAAAGUCAACAAAAAGCCGAACAAAAUGUUUGAAGCACGUUUAGUCAGUUCAGGAACACUCAAAAAAGUCCUCGAUUCCAUUAAAGAUUUACUCAAUGAAGCUAUUUUCGACUGCUCUGACUCUGGUAUUCAGCUGCAAGCUAUGGACAACUCUCAUGUCUCAUUAGUAUCACUCAACUUACGAUCUGAUGGCUUCGAUAAAUACAGAUGCGAUCGUAACUUAUCUUUAGGAAUGAAUCUUGCUAAUAUGGCUAAAAUCCUUAAAUGUGCUAACAAUAAUGAUACAGUGACAAUCAAAGCUCAAGAUAAUGCCGAUACGGUUACAUUCAUGUUCGAGUCACAGAAUCAGGAAAAGAUGUCCGAUUAUGAGAUGAAGCUUAUGAAUUUAGACCAGGAGCACUUGGGAAUUCCAGAGACUGAUUAUGCAUGCGUUGUUCGUAUGCCAGCACAUGAAUUUGCUCGUAUUUGUCGUGAUUUGACUCAAUUUGGUGACUCAGUGACAGUAAUGUGUACAAAGGAAGGCGUCCGUUUCUCAUCAAGUGGAGAUUCAGGAACAGCAAACAUUAAGCUUUCCCAAACAUCAUCAGUAGAUAAGGAAGAUGAAGCUGUGACAAUUGAAAUGCAAGAGCCUGUAUCUUUAACAUUUGCAUGUCAGUAUUUAAAUUCCUUUACAAAAGCAACACCAUUAUCAGCACAAGUGUGUUUGAGCAUGUCUCCGGAUGUACCUUUAGUAGUUGAAUAUCAGAUUCCAGACUUGGGAUACAUCCGUUACUACCUCGCUCCAAAGAUUGAAGAUGAUGAUAAUUAAAUCGGAUUUUAAUGUUUAAGGGAACUUUUCAAGCUAUAAUUUUAAUAAUAAUUAUUAGGCACAGGUUUCGUUUCUCUCAUGGAACAAAUUGGCCGUCUUUUCCUAAUUUCUAUUAUCUCCUCUUUUUAAUUCUUUCAACAUAAUCACAAUUGGUC